UCCAGACUUCUUUCUGGUCCCUGUCUUAAAGGGAGCCAUCUGUUUCAGAGAUAAUGCCACAGACCAGCAUCCUGGUCACCCAUGCGCCUGCCCCACAGUCCGUGCAGGUCUGUGACCUUCCCCACAAGGUGUAUGAGAUAGAGAGAAACACAGGUCCCUAUAGCUCCUCAGGGCUGGCCACAGCUGGUUUCAGGACAGCCAAGUACCUUUCAGAGGAAUGGUAUCAAAACAGCUACACCCGCUACCAUCAGGCCUUUGCUGACCGUGACCACGCAGAGCGUACCCGGCAUGAGUCCAAGCAGCUGGCAGCUGAGACAGAGGCCCUGAGCCAGCGCACACAGCAAGACUCCACCAAGAAGGUAGGGGAAAGACUACAAGACAUACAUUUUUGGAAGUCGGAGCUACAGAGGGAGAUCGAGGACUUCAUAACUGAGACUGACUUGCUGAUUGGUCAAAAACUGAGGCUAGAAAGGGCCCUGGAUGCCACCGAAGUACCUUUCAGCAUUGCCACGGAUAACCUGCAAUGUCGGGAGAGAAGGCAACCUCCGGACCUGGUUAGAGAUAUCGUGGAAAUUGAGCUAUUGAAGGAAGCUGAACUCAUCCGAAAUAUUCAAGAACUCCUGAAAAGAACUAUAAUGCAAGCCAUUAAUCAGAUAAGGCUGAACAGAGAGCACAAGGAAAUCUGUGAAAUGGACUGGUCAGACAAGGUUGAGACCUACAAUAUUGAUGAGAUGUGUGCCCGUUACACAAACCAAAGCACCAACAUUCGGUUCCACCCUCACUCAUCCACGUUUGAAGAGAGUGCCUCUACUCCAGAAACGUGGGCCAAGUACAGCCAUGACAACAUCUAUCGGGCAGAGCGGGAGAAGAUGGCGUCCAUCAACCUGCGACUGCUGAUUGACAAUAUCCUCAAUGACACCGCGGAGGACCUCCGCCUACAGUGUGAUGCUGUCAACUCAGCCUUUGCCAAGCGCUGCGAGGAGAUGGAGGAUGCCAAAUACAAGCUGGAGCACCACCUGCAUAAAACACUCAGAGAAAUCAGUGAUCAGGAAAACAGCAUUGCAUCCCUCAAACAAGCCAUCAAAGACAAAGAGGCCCCUCUAAGAGUGGCUCAGGAGAGGCUUUAUCAGCGAGCACAAAGGCCCAAUGUGGACCUCUGCAAGGAUGCAGCACAAUUCAGGCUGAUGAGCGAAAUUGAAGAGCUAAACAUGUCCAUCAAGGCCCUGAAACAGAAGGUGCUGGAAUCUGAGCAGGCCCUGAGGAACUUAGAGGACAGUCGUAUGACCUUGGAGAAGGAAAUCGCCGUCAAGGCUAAUAGUCUGUUCAUUGACCGGCAGAAGUGCCUGGCACAUCGCUCACGCUACCCCACCAUCCUCAAGCUGGCAGGCUACCAGUAGGGACUCAAAUCUUUCUUUCCAAGACCACCCUGUCCCAAAGAAAGACUCA
This is a messenger RNA of Dromiciops gliroides (monito del monte), 1446 nucleotides long. It is a transcript of the gene TEKT4, whose product is annotated as tektin 4. Gene Ontology annotation, cellular component: sperm flagellum; nucleus; microtubule cytoskeleton. Bases 54 to 1397 code for a protein of 447 amino acids. The record is from RefSeq and is a predicted model, not a curated record. The transcript has 6 exons. Lineage: Eukaryota; Metazoa; Chordata; Mammalia; Microbiotheria; Microbiotheriidae. Gene Ontology annotation, biological process: cilium movement involved in cell motility; cilium assembly.